Aspergillus japonicus CBS 114.51 is the source of this 2143-nucleotide messenger RNA. RefSeq lists its product as uncharacterized. Lineage: Eukaryota; Fungi; Ascomycota; Eurotiomycetes; Eurotiales; Aspergillaceae. The transcript has a single exon. The record is from RefSeq and is a predicted model, not a curated record. The coding region runs from base 403 to 1782 and encodes 459 amino acids.
CUUGUUUCCUCGGCUCCACAUUGGAGUUCGGCAUGUCUGGGGCAGGUUGAUGUGCUUGGCAACAACGACAGCUGGUUCGGAAUGCAAGACUGAAGACUGCCGCUUUCGGUUCGUGUGGUCGAAGUUGAGAGAGAAGGUGUGCGUGCGUGGUGAUGUACGUAUAGUACAAUGCAGUAUGCUGGCCCAUUCUUCGGGCAGAUGGUGCUGUCUCCAGGGUUCUCCCGAGCAUUGCUCAGUGGUGAAAAUCACUGCCACGGCCCCACUGUUUCUCAUCUAAUGUGCUAAGAUUUCUGCUGUUGACUCCGAGGUCGUUGGAGGCAGUGCCAGUACAUAAGGUACCUUCAGUUGCCUGCGAAUGCCUCCCACCACUACCUCAUCACAGUCCCGACAUUGAGACCAGCCAUGGCGUCUCUCACCCUGCUUCUUCUGUCGUAUCUACCGCUCGUCUUCGCUUCUAUCACGGUCUGGGACCCCAGCGAUUCGGCUGAUGUGACGGCCGAUGCUGUAGACAACACACUGGUAGCCGACUACACCACCGACAACGGCGGCGCGCAGUACCUGAUCUACAACAUCACCGGACCAUAUUACUACUCCGGAGAGGAUGUUGAGCUGGCGCAUGUGACUAUAACGGUCGACGCCAAUGAUACCAGCGUUCUCGUCGGCACGGAGGGUGCAGUCGUGAACCUCUCCUACAGCGAUGUGAUCAAGUAUGGCUACAGCACAUGGCUGAACCAGGCCAGUUUCUUCGGCGUCAACGCGGCAAUCAACAUCGCCAACCAGUCGACCGCGUACAUCGACCACGCCAAUGUGACUGUCCAUAAUGGUGCUGCCAACAUCUAUGCUUACGGCACUGGCACCACCGUUUAUGUCAACGACACCGACCUCUACAGCUCCGGACCGGUGUCGCAUGGCUUAUACGCCGGCGGAAAUGGCACCUUUGUGGCCAAUAACGUCCGCCACUUCUCGGGCGGCGAGCGCAGCUCUGCAUUCUCCGGAGACAGUCCAGCCGGAUACCUGUACAUCACCGACGCCAUCGCCCACACAGCUGGCAUCGGAAGCGCCAUCUUCUACUCGCUGGGGGAGACCUAUGGCACCAACGUGAUCGGACACGCCGAGAACGCUCCGAGCCUGUUCUCCGAUGGGGUGCAGAAAUCGGUCUUCACCAACGUCGACCUCACAGCGGGCUUGCUGGCCGGCACCAUCCUCUUCUCCUCUUCGUCACGCAGCAGUGGCGCUUCGCUCAGCUUCACCAAUUCCAGGUUGACCACUCUUGGGGCCGACAUGCCCGCGUUGUGGUUCGGCAAUAUCAUCGCCGAGGCCGAACUGGUCGCCACCACCCUGAAUACCGCUUCCGGUAUUCUGGUUCUGGCCAACACCUCGCAGGUGACUCAGGCGUUCGACCAUUUUGCCGGGUACGAAGAGAAUUCCAACAUCCAGCCGGCUGAGGUGGCCGUGACCGUGUCGGAGUCGACUCUGACAGGUGACAUCGUCGCGUACAAUAACAGUCUCAUUGCUUGGAGCCUGACCGGAUACUCCAGCUGGACCGGGGCCGCUGUGUCUGGUCGCGGCAAAGGGAUCUUGGGCGUCUCGCUCGAUGCCACUUCGAACUGGACUCUGUCUCAGAGUGUCUAUUUGCAGAACUUCACCGACGCAGAUCCCUCCUUCAAUAAUGUCAUCAGCCAGGGGUACAAUAUCUACUACAAUAAGUCGUCCUCGGCCAACUCGUGGCUCGGGUCGGCCAAUGCUUCUUUGCCAGGUGGCGGAAGGUUGAUCGCGUACUAGGCAAAUCCUACGGCACGGAUGACUUGGCGACUGCUGUUUGAGGGUUUUGGUGUCGCUAUUUCCGGUCACGAUCAUGAUGUGGAAGGGUGAACUGCUAUGGACCAGAAGACCACCGGUCGGAUUUAUCUGGAGGGGCGAGAGAAGAAGGGAAUUGUGAAUACCUGCAUGAUGUUGAGCGACUGACCCGUUUCUCUCUCUACUUGGCCAUGAGAUUCCUGGUUGACGCUGAUCUUCUCAAUAGCAAUGUUCAGAGUAACCCGUUAGCGGAGACCCGACUUGAAGGAACGGCACAUAGUCAAUCAAAGCAAUUAGGCGCAGAAACACGAUCGCCGUAGGGUAGUACUUCAUCUGCUGCUACAUU